Molecule: messenger RNA, 1065 nt
Organism: Knipowitschia caucasica
Lineage: Eukaryota; Metazoa; Chordata; Actinopteri; Gobiiformes; Gobiidae
Source: the annotation of a GenBank genome assembly
AUGGCAACACAGACUAAGGAGAGAAGCCGCGUGCUUCCGCUUACGGCGCACGCAGCUCGAGCUCACACGUGCGUCUGCAGACUCGUGGAGGAGAAGUUUCCGCUGAUCCGGUCCAACGCUUCGAUCUCGGUCGCUGCAGACAUGUCGUUCAGAGGAGGAGGAGGAGGAAGAGGAGGCUUCAACAGAGGGGGAGGCAGAGGAGGAGGGGGAGGCUUCAGGGGAGGUGGGGGCCGAGGGGGAGGAGGCUUCAGGGGAGGCGGCAGAGGAGGCUUCAACAGACAGCAGGACUACGGACCCCCGGAGUACGUCGUAGGGCUGGGGGAGUUCAUGCACCCGUGUGAAGAUGACAUCGUGUGUAAGUGUACGGCAGAGGAAAACAAAGUGCCGUACUUCAACGCUCCGGUUUAUCUGGAGAACAAGGAGCAGAUCGGGAAAGUGGACGAGAUCUUCGGCCAGCUGCGAGACUUUUACUUUUCAGUGAAACUCUCAGAAAACAUGAAAGCUUCGUCGUUCAAGAAGCUGCAGAAGUUCUACAUUGACCCCAUGAAGCUGCUGCCGCUGCAGAGGUUCCUGCCCAGACCUCCAGGAGAGAAGGGCCCUCCGCGGGGGGGCCGAGGGGGGGGGCGAGGAGGAGGCCGAGGGGGAGGCCGAGGAGUGUCAGAGGCGUCUGUGCACGUGGUCAGAGUCUGUGCACGUGGUCCGAGUCUGUGCACGUGGUCAGGGUCUGUGCACGUGGUCAGGGUCUGUGCACGUGGUCCGGGUCUGUGCACGUGGUCAGAGUCUGUGCACGUGGUCCGGGUGGGUUCCGUGGAGGUCGCGGUGGAGGGUUCGGAGGAGGAGGAAGAGGAGGCGGCGGCUUUGGAGGAGGAAGAGGAGGAGGAUUCAGAGGAAGAGGAGGCUUUGGAGGCGGAGGCAGAGGGUUCAGAGGUGGGAGAUGAUGGCGUCUGGAGUCUGUGGCGUCUGGAGUCUGUGGCGUCUGGCGUCUGUGGCGUCUGGAGUCUGUGGCGUCUGGCGUCUGUGGCGUCUGGAGUCUGUGGCGUCUGGAGUCUGUGGCGUUUAUUUUAA